AUGGUUAAUGCAGAUGGUCCUGUUAAUAGCAGUGUGAAAUCAAUCAAAUCUGAGAACUUGCUAGGCGAUCCUUCCCCUGACAGUGGGUUUGUUGGAAAUUUUAACAAUACUGAUAGUGCUUCAAGACAGGGUCUUUAUGGAAACCAGUCGGAAUCGAACGGCUAUAAUCACUCCUAUGGUAUUGGGGGGCAGCAGGAGUCUAACAGGGGUAUUGGUUCAUCCGUUGAGGGCGAAAGGUCAAAAUCAAACAGCCCGGGUCCGGAUACUGGACUAAAAAACCCUGCAGCAAGGAAACUAAAUGAACCUAUUAACUACGGGAGUAUAAGUAGUUAUGGGAUAAAUGAAAAUAAUGAAAAUGGUGAAGGUAUUGAUGAUUCGGUAUAUCUAAGAGAUGAUGAGUACGAUGAUAGGAGGAAGUACAAGAGAUUUAUGCGUGAUUGGAGGCUACUUAUGGUUAUAUUGGUAGUUAUUAGCAGUGUAUGGCUUGUUGCUGCAUUUAUCAGCGACUACCUCUUUAAUAUCAGUUUUAUGAAUUAUAACAGGACGGCGGGAUUUGAAGACAUAGCUUUGAUCUUCAUCUCUAUGAUUGCAAAUAUAAUGACUUACUUAUUAAGCCGAAUAGGGCAGUAUUCCAAAGUUGAGCAGUAUGCGAAUAUGAUACUCUGUGGGUUGACGCUACUAAAUCUAUUUAUUGCUGUUUGUACCAGGUAUACGAGGACUAGGAUGGGAAAGGUUGGCGUUAUGACCUACUUAUGGGUAGCAUUUUCUUUUGCCGUCAGCGCAUUAUUUGAAUGGUAUUUGUAUACAUUCAAAAACUAUAGUGACAGGGAGAGACACACUAACAAAGGUCGCAGUGCAUGGAAAACCACUACGGCAGCUUUGAAGGAUUGGAGCUUUGCUGGUGCGCAGAACAUGAUUAAGCUUGUGUUGAUGGGAUACCUUCUUUUGUUCACCCUUAACAAUUUCUUACAUGCUGUUGAUCUUCAUCGGGCUAGGAACCUAAUAAAUAGCAUGCAAGCGUCCGCAACUUCAGAUAAUUGGAGUGCAUUACAUUGGGCAAAUGAGGAUCACACGUACCAGCUCCACAUCAGGUGCUAUGGUGAUGUAUAUGCCAACUCUUCAGAGUCAGGUAGGCAAUUGAAACCAAUAGUGCUAUACGAACAUGGAGGUGCAGAUACUGGGUACCUUUCGAUGAAAUGGAUUCAAGACUUGUACUCCAUGAACCGUAUCGAUAGGUACUGUACAUAUGACCGCCCAGGCUAUGGGUUGUCAGAUGCUCCACCAGCGCCUAUUUCUAUAGGACUGACAGCGGAAGGUCUCAAAUACGCAUUACUAAAAGAAGCCAAUAUAACUGGACCAUUUAUUGCAGUUGGCUAUGAUAUGGGAGGCUUAGUAACACAGGUAUUUACAGCGAAGAAUACAGACUUGGUUAAGGGUAUGAUGUUAAUUGAAUCAUGGCAUGAAAACAUGUUACUGAACAGUCAUUUCAUGAGUCCAAUACCCGGAGAUUAUUAUGACCCCGACUUUAGGCCGAAGAUACCUUCUGAAAUCCGCAAACCAUACAGAGUUUCUACCUGGUGGAGGGGAAUACUAUCAACCAUUGGUCUAAAAUUACAAACUUCAUGGCUCAUUGCACAUCGCGGCAGCAGAGAACGACUAUUAGGACGCGACAUGAUCUACCAGGGGAAGUAUUUGAGAACGAAGUUUUUAGAAGCAAUCACAAACCCUGUUUUAAGUUUCAACGAUGUUGUUAAUAGCCAUGAGAGGCUAACACAUAUUCCUACUAGUGUUGUUACUAGCAGGGACAUGAUUAAGAAGAACAAAAUGUGGGGCCAAUGGCAGCGAGAACUUACGCGGAUAUCUGGCAAGACUGAAGAAUGGAAAGUUGCUGAAGGAGGACACGAACUUUAUAAGUAUGAGUUGGGCCAAAAGGCACUAAAAGAAGUCCUACUAAGGCUAGUCGACAGCGCAGACGAGCAGGACAUGCUGCAAGACACAACUAGUUAG
Eremothecium sinecaudum is the source of this 2007-nucleotide messenger RNA. RefSeq lists its product as uncharacterized. Gene Ontology annotation, biological process: regulation of lipid storage. Bases 1 to 2007 code for a protein of 668 amino acids. NCBI's taxonomy places the organism in Eukaryota, Fungi, Ascomycota, Saccharomycetes, Saccharomycetales, Saccharomycetaceae. Gene Ontology annotation, cellular component: endoplasmic reticulum. The record is from RefSeq and is a predicted model, not a curated record. The transcript has a single exon.